CCUUAUUUUGUUACAGGGAUAAUAGCUUGAUAACUGAAUUGACAGACUCCCACUUGUAUUCCUCAACGAACGCCGAGUGUUAAUAUAUUACCCAAAAAACACAGACAUCAGUUUGAGAAUCAGGUCGUGAAGGCUGAUAUGUGACGUACAAGAUCCAUCGGUUCAUGGCUUUCCAGAUGAGAACAUUCUUAUAUGUAGCGUUUGUUGUUGGAUAUGUGUCCCUUAGUUUCAUUGCUGGAUUAUGCAGGAAGAUCGUUGGAUCUCCAGUUGGGAAGUUUAGUAUCUUUGACUUCUUGUAUGGUGGUUCUGGGACACUAGUAUGUGUUGUAAAAGAGAGUGUCAAAUUAUAUGUUAACAACAUCAGAACAACUCAUGUUGAGUUAGCAAGAAAAAAAGCAGUUGAAUCUUCACUAGCCGAUGCACGCUCACAAGGCAUUGAAAGCAAAGCUGCAGCCAAGCAAGCCGAGAAAGCUGGAGACAAAGCAGCCAAAAUAGCUGACAAGAACGCCAAUCGAAUAUUAGGACCUAUUGUUUCUUCUGGAUGGGAUCUUUUUGAAGUCAUUUACUACCAAGGGUAUGUGACCGAAGGCGCUCUAAGGGGUGCAGGGACAUUGGUUGGGACAUAUAUUCUUGGGUUCCUAGGGGAGGAAAAGUUUGGAAGAUUUGGAUAUUUGGUUGGAAGCACAUUGGGUAGUUGGAUUGGGGGGAAAAUUGGGCUUAUGUCUUAUGAGGUUGCUAAUGGCAUACAUUUCGUGCUUCGCAUGGGUCGAACGAAGUAAGACGUACUAAAUAUUCAACAAAGAACUUCAAAAUCAUUAGCUGGAAGCUAGAACCAUGUUAUAGUGUCUGCAGAAAAUACACAUAAUGGGUCUCAAAUUCAUCUAAAAUAAGACUAGGAUUGCAUUUUCUACUCUGGUGUAUCUUAGUUGUUUUUUAUAUGUUAUGUAUUUUUGUAGUUGGAUUUAUGCUAUGGCAUUCGCCAUAUCAGUUUAUUAUUAAAAUCCCAGUAUUGGGAGAGACCGAGAGAGUGAAGAGAAAAAAAUCUAUGUGGUAUACAAGUGUAAAAACUUAUGUUUAAAAAGUAAUAAUAAAUGAACUCUAUAAUCCCUUUGGCAAGAAGCAAGCAGAAUUCUCACUACCUCUAUCCUCCUGACCAUGUCAAAGAAAAGGACAAAGAAAGCUCACAUGAUAAUGUUGGAUCUAGU
This is a messenger RNA of Helianthus annuus (common sunflower), 1205 nucleotides long. RefSeq lists its product as uncharacterized. The transcript has 3 exons. The coding region runs from base 165 to 779 and encodes 204 amino acids. The record is from RefSeq and is a predicted model, not a curated record. Lineage: Eukaryota; Viridiplantae; Streptophyta; Magnoliopsida; Asterales; Asteraceae.